Molecule: messenger RNA, 2702 nt
Organism: Camelina sativa (false flax)
Lineage: Eukaryota; Viridiplantae; Streptophyta; Magnoliopsida; Brassicales; Brassicaceae
Source: RefSeq, a predicted model, not a curated record
AAUUCUCUCUCUAUCUUGGUGUGAUCUCUUGAUCCGAAUUCUUCAAUCUCCGAUUUCGUGAUUCAAGGCGGGCAUCUUCGGAGCCCAUCAUGUGGAAGCUGAAGAUCGCCGAAGGAGGUAGUCCAUGGCUGAGAACCACCAAUAAUCACGUCGGACGGCAGUUUUGGGAGUUCGAUCCGAGUCUCGGUACGCCUGAAGAGCUCGCUGCCGUCGAGGAAGCUAGGAAGUCUUUUACGGAGAACCGAUUCUUGAAGAAACAUAGCUCCGAUCUGCUUAUGCGUCUUCAGUUUUCAAGAGAAAAUUUGAUUAGCCCAGUUUUACCUCAAGUCAAAAUCGAAGAUACUGAUGAUGUUACUGAGAAGAUUGUGGAAAACACGUUGAAGAGGGGUCUAGAUUUCUAUUCAACAAUACAGGCGCACGACGGGCACUGGCCAGGCGAUUAUGGUGGUCCUAUGUUUCUUCUCCCAGGACUGAUAAUUACACUCUCCAUAACUGGUGCACUGAAUACAGUAUUGUCGGAACAACAUAAACAAGAAAUGCACCGUUAUCUCUAUAAUCAUCAGAAUGAGGACGGAGGUUGGGGUUUACAUAUUGAGGGCCCUAGCACCAUGUUUGGGUCUGUCUUGAACUAUGUUACUCUAAGGUUGCUUGGAGAAGGACCUAACGAUGGAGAUGGAGCUAUGGAGAAAGGGAGAGAUUGGAUUCUAAAUCAUGGUGGUGCUACCAAUAUCACAUCUUGGGGGAAAAUGUGGCUCUCGGUACUUGGAGCUUUUGAAUGGUCUGGAAAUAACCCACUGCCUCCUGAGAUAUGGCUUCUUCCGUAUUUCCUACCAAUCCAUCCAGGAAGGAUGUGGUGCCAUUGUCGGAUGGUGUACUUGCCGAUGUCGUAUUUGUAUGGAAAGAGGUUUGUGGGUCCCAUAACUUCCACUGUUUUAUCACUGAGAAAGGAGCUGUUCACUGUGCCAUAUCAUGAAGUCAACUGGAAUGAAGCACGCAACCUUUGCGCAAAGGAGGAUUUAUACUACCCACACCCACUUGUCCAAGAUAUUCUGUGGGCAUCACUUCAUAAGAUUGUUGAGCCUGUUCUAAUGCGAUGGCCUGGUGCAAAUUUGAGAGAAAAGGCUAUUAGAACCGCAAUAGAACAUAUUCAUUAUGAAGAUGAGAGUACUAGGUACAUCUGCAUAGGUCCCGUGAACAAGGUAUUGAAUAUGCUUUGCUGUUGGGUAGAGGACCCAAACUCCGAGGCUUUCAAGUUGCACCUACCAAGAAUCCAUGACUUUCUCUGGUUAGCUGAAGAUGGAAUGAAGAUGCAGGGUUAUAACGGAAGCCAGCUAUGGGAUACGGGUUUUGCUAUUCAAGCGAUUUUGGCAACUAACCUUGUCGAGGAAUAUGGACCCGUUUUGAGAAAAGCACAUUCAUUUGUAAAGAAUUCCCAGGUGUUAGAAGACUGCCCUGGAGAUCUGAAUUACUGGUACCGCCACAUUUCUAAAGGGGCAUGGCCUUUCUCAACUGCAGAUCACGGUUGGCCCAUCUCCGACUGCACCGCAGAAGGACUGAAAGCUUCUCUUUUGCUAUCCAAAGUUCCCAAGGAGAUUGUUGGUGAACCAGUAGAUGCAAAACGGUUAUUUGAUGCUGUUAAUGUUAUCAUUUCGUUACAGAAUCCAGAUGGAGGCCUCGCAACAUAUGAGCUCACCAGAUCAUACCCUUGGUUGGAGCUAAUCAACCCAGCAGAAACCUUUGGCGAUAUUGUUAUUGAUUAUCCUUACGUGGAAUGUACAUCAGCUGCCAUCCAAGCUUUGAUAUCAUUCCGAAAGCUGUAUCCUGGUCAUCGGAAGAAGGAAGUAGAUGAGUGCAUUGAGAAGGCAGUUAAGUUCAUUGAAUCUAUUCAAGCAGCAGAUGGCUCAUGGUAUGGAUCGUGGGCUGUUUGCUUCACGUAUGGUACGUGGUUUGGAGUGAAAGGGCUGGUAGCUGUUGGAAAAACAUUGAAAAACUCUCCACAUGUUGCUAAAGCUUGUGAAUUUCUGUUGUCGAAACAACAACCUUCGGGCGGAUGGGGAGAAAGCUAUCUUUCAUGUCAAGACAAGGUCUAUACAAACCUUGAAGGCAACAGGUCUCAUGUCGUGAACACAGCAUGGGCUUUGCUCGCACUCAUUGGUGCUGGGCAAGCUGAGGUAGAUCAAAAACCACUGCACCGGGCUGCAAGAUACUUGAUUAAUGCACAGAUGGAGGAUGGUGAUUUUCCACAACAGGAAAUAAUGGGAGUCUUCAACAGAAACUGCAUGAUAACAUACGCUGCGUAUCGAAACAUUUUCCCGAUAUGGGCAUUGGGGGAGUACCGUUGUCAGGUAUUAUUGCCACAAGGAGAAUGACUUAAGUCUUCAAGGUAAUUAUUUCUCUAGGGAAGGAACUGCGUAGCUCCAAUGCAUACUUUUUCGAAAGUUGUGUCAUCCGUAAUGGAUGUGCUCUGAUGCUUUCGUGAGCCAAUCUUUGUGUAAUUGACUUGAACUCAAUUCUUGGUUGCAGAUUUUGUUGGGUUCUCUUGAGUACCGAUUUUAGCAAAGUGUCAUUUUUAUUUUAUUUUUUAUUUUAUUUUGUGAAAACAGACAUUUUCUUGUAUUUGGUUUCUCAAUUCAUGUUUCCGCUUAGGUCAUGUCUCCGGUGGUUUCCCACUUUGCUCAUUAUAAAUUGGCUUUGACUGGUUA